Messenger RNA from Adineta ricciae, 501 nucleotides. Lineage: Eukaryota; Metazoa; Rotifera; Eurotatoria; Adinetida; Adinetidae. The record is from the annotation of a GenBank genome assembly.
AUGCUUUGGGCAAAAGAAAAGUCUUUCUUUUUCUUCUAUUCAGGUCAAUCAUUGUCCAAUAACAAGUGUAUAUGUAAUUACACAAGAGCAAUAUCAAUGGAAUGGCUUUUUCUCUUGUUGUUAUUCAUCGAUUACUCUUCAGUUAUCAAUGGGAACGAUUUCCAGUGUUUAAUAUGUGACAACUUUCUCGACGGACCUGGUUGUGGUGAAUUUACUCGACCGAUACCUGUUCGUACAUGUCAAACGUUCUGUUAUUUUGCUGUUCUACACAAUCGUACAUUGUCCUCUUCAUUCAACUCACGUGAAUAUCCCAAAACUCGAGCUAUACGCGAUUGUUCACCGUACACCGAUAUGACAAUCGAAGGAAAUACUCUUCUACAAACGAAAAUCGAGUCCCUAUCACUUACUGAUAUCAUCACAAUAAAACGUUGUAACAGUGAACAGUGUAAUAAUGAUUUUUAUUUAAAUGCAGAGCAAUUUAUUUCGGGUAUUAGCUNGUGA